CAGCGCCGUCUCCCGACUCAAAAGCGCGGGACGCCCGCCGCCCGCGAGGCAGCCCCGCCGCGUUUCUCGCCUCCGCGCGGCGAGGCCCCGUGACACAGCAGCGCGCGACCGCGGUCUCGCCGUGUGACCCGGGCACAGCGCCAGCUCCCCCAGGCCCGCGCCUCCGGACGCCGCCGAGGAAGCGCCGCGCGAGGACGCCUGGCACGCGUCGGCGUCGCGCGCAUAGCCGCACCCGACGCCGCCGCCGCGAGACGAAGGAUGGGCGCCGGCUCGUCCGCCUCGGCCGGCCCCGGGCAGUACUCGCUCGACGACCUGUUGACGCAUUUGAGCGCCGAGGGCGUCCUCACGGCGGCCAAAGUGAUUGCGACGGGCGAGGACAUGCGCCUCCCGUUGCCAUUGGACUACCUCCAGGACAAAGGAGCGUUUACCGCUGACACUCCGGACGCGAUCAUCGCUUUGGAUCUGGACAAGUUCCGGGACGCGGUCCAGUCCAAGUUGAUCGAGCGAGCGGCGGAGCAGGCGGAGGCCCUGGAGGAGAAACCCGCGGAUAUUUAUCGCUACCUCACACCGUUGGAGGCGAGGCGGGGCUUCCCGCAAGCUUUAGCUGCCCUCAAGGCCAAUCCGAAACUCGCAAGACAGCCCAUGCCCGGGAGCGGGAGGGGUUCGAAGUGGCUGCCCCUGCACUGCGUUUUAUUACUUGGCCCGAAGUACCCGGGCUGGUGGUGGCCGCUCGCGGAGCCGCUGGUCAAAGCUCUAUGUAAAGCCUAUCCGGGAGCAUGUGAGCAGCGCGUGCUCGAAGGCUCGCCGCACCCCUGCGGCCAGUUACCGUUAGAAUUAGCAGUAACGAAGGGCUGGGACGCGCGCGUCGUCGACGUCGUCCAGAAGACGUACCCCAAGGCGGCGGAAACGCUCGAUCCCGUGAAAGUUCCUGGAGGUAUUCUGAAGAAGGCCUUCCCUCCCCCGGGCAAGGGCCUGCCCGACCAGGAGUUCCUGAACGAACUGGGCGGACCGGAGGUGUUAUCGAAUGACAUCAAAGGCGCGACGGUGGCUGUAUUAGCGUUAUCAGGAUGGAACAAGGACAAGCAGCCGACGACGCCGAAGGGCAUGCGCUGGGUCCGGAAAGCGGCCGAGGAGUGCCGGCCCCUGCCGAAACUGGAGGUCGUGAUGCUCCUGCCCAAGCCGGACCCCAAGAACCUCGAGAACGGCUGGUCCGACGGGCGAGAAGUGCAGCGCCUGCUCGAGGAGAAGCUCCACAAGAAGGCCUGCAAAGACGCGAAAAACGCGUCGAAGCGCGCGAAGAAGGCUGAGGGCUUCGCGAAGAAGGCCCUGCCCUUCAAGCCCGGGAAACCGGUGCCCGUCGAUGCCUUGAAGGCCAAACAUGCGAUCCGCGAGUCCUUCGAGGCGGCCCAGAUCUACGACCAGUUGUUGGCUGACUUUACGGAGGCCCAUCAGGGGUUUGUGGUGUUUGAAGGCUGGGAGGAGGCCUCCAAGGACUUCGUCGAGAAGCGUUCCGCGGUGCUCGAAAAAGCUGACUUGAUCGCGGCGGCCCAGGAGCUUUUCGAAGCCGUACCGGAGGGUGCGGACGUCGGCUUGGCCGCUAGGAAAUGGGUCGACGCGCAGGAGAUCCGGGACGAGCAAGAGCGGGAGAAGAAGACGCUGGACGACAUCGGCACGGGCGGGGCGCCCAUCAUCCGCAGCGCGCCGCACGAGGGGUCUAAGCUCUGAUAGUAGGGAC
This is a messenger RNA of Pelagomonas calceolata, 1735 nucleotides long. NCBI's taxonomy places the organism in Eukaryota, Pelagophyceae, Pelagomonadales, Pelagomonadaceae. The record is from the annotation of a GenBank genome assembly.